AUGGCUGGGGGCAUGUGGGGCCGUGGCCGGGGGGCUCCCGUGGGGGCACUGACCCUGACAGCUCUGGCGGAAGGCAUCCGGGCCAGCCAGGAGCAGCCCCUGACAGCCCCUUCCCAGGGCCGGCCCACUGAGCCCCAGGGGCUUGAGAAUGAGGGCCAGGUCCCCGCCCCCGCCUCUGAGGCUGAACCUGGCGGUUCGGCCAGCAUCCCCACAGCUGGCAGCCAGCCCUGCUCCCCACCCAGUGCCCAGGAGCCUCCCCCUGAGGGAGCCCACCAGGCCUCCCACAGUCCCUGGGAGGAGGGGGCCCUAGCCGACCUGGCGUUGUACACUGCGGCCUGCCUGGAGGAGGCUGGCUUUGCAGGGACCCAGGCCACAGCGCUCACCCUGUCCUCAGCCCUGGAGGCCCGGGGGGAGCGUCUGGAGGACCAGGUGCACGCUCUCGUACGAGGGCUGCUGGCGCAGGUGCCCAGCUUAGCCGAGGGACGGCCGCGGAGGGCAGCUCUGCGGGUGCUGAGCGCGCUGGCCCUGGAGCACGCACAGGACGUCGUGGGCGCGCUGCUGCCGCUCUCGCUGCCCCCGGACCGGGCGGCGGCCGAGCUUUGGCGCAGCCUGAGCCGGAACCAGCGCGUGAAUGGGCAGGUGCUGGUGCAGCUGCUGUGGGCGCUGAAGGGCGCAGCUGGGCAGGAGCAAGAGGCGCUGGCGGCCACACGCGCCCUCGGGGAGAUGCUGGCCGUGUCGGGCUGCGUGGGUGCCACGCGGGGCUUCUACCCUCACCUGCUGCUGGCGCUGGUCACGCAGCUACACCAGCUGGCCCGCGGCUCGCGCUCCCCUGACAGCCCCAGGGUUUGGGCCCCGUCUCACCGAGGACCGCCGCACAGUCAUGCCAGUUGCGCGGUGGAGGCCUUGAAGGCCCUGCUCACAGGCGACGGCGGCCGCAUGGUGGUCACGUGCAUGGAGCAGGUAGGAGGCUGGAGGAGGCUGGCGGGAGCCCACACGCACCUGGAAGGCGUCCUGCUGCUGGCCAGCGCCAUGGUGGCGCACGCCGACCACCACCUGCGAGGCCUCUUCGCGGACUUACUUCCCCGGCUGCGCAGCGCCGACGACACGCAGCGCCUUACGGCAAUCGCCUUCUUUACCGGGCUGCUGCAGAGCCGGCCCACGGCGCGGCUCCUGCGGGAGCAGGACGUCCUGGAGCGGCUCCGCGCCUGGCAGGGCGAUCCCGAGCCCACCGUCCGCUGGCUGGGCCUGCUGGGCCUGGGCCACCUCGCGCUGAACCGCAGCAAGGUACGGCACCUGAACUCGCUGCUGCCGCCGCUCCUGGGCGCUCUGGGCGAGGGCGACGCGCGGCUCGUGGGCGCGGCGCUGGGCGCCCUGCGAAGGCUCCUGCUGCGGCCGCGGGCGCCCGUGCGGCUGCUGAGCGCGGAGCUGGGGCCACGCCUCCCGCCGCUGCUGGACCACGCCCGGGACUCGGUCCGCGCCUCGGCGGUGGGGCUCCUCGGGACGCUGGUGCGGCGCGGCCGGGGCGGGCUCCGCGUGGGGCUCCGCGGCUGCUUGCGGAAGCUCGUACUGCAGAGCCUGGUGCCACUGCUGCUUCGCCUGCACGACCCCAGCCAGGACGCGGCCGAGAGCUCAGAGUGGACCCUGGCCCGCUGUGACCAGGCCCUUCGCUGGGGCCUGUUGGAGGAGGUGGUGACUGUGGCCCACUACGACAGUCCUGAGGCCCUAAGCCGCGUCUGCCACCGCCUGGUUGAGCGGUACCCAAGCCACGUGUCCAGCUUCCUGAGCCAGACCCAGGGCUACCUCCGGAGCCCACAGGGCCCCCUGCGCCUGGCAGCCACUGUACUUAUAGGCUUCCUAGCCCAUCACGCCAGCCCCAGACGAGUCAGCCAGGACCUCCUGGACUCCCUGUUCCAGGACCUGGGGCAGCUGCGGAGCGACCCGGAGCCGGCGGUGAGCUCGGCGGCAAACGUGUCUGCGCAGCAGGUGGCUCUGCUGGCCCGGGCGCAGAGCCGAACCCGCGGCCCGCGGCUCGCGCACCUCGCCCGCCUCCCCCGCCUGGCCCGGCGCCGCUCCCGUCCAGCUCGGGCCCCGCCGGUCUACGCAGACAGCCCCUUUCAGCGCCGGAGCUGCGUGGACCGCUGGGCCUGCUCUGGCCCCGGAUGA
Orycteropus afer afer is the source of this 2163-nucleotide messenger RNA. It is a transcript of the gene MROH6, whose product is annotated as maestro heat like repeat family member 6. The transcript has 14 exons. The coding region runs from base 1 to 2163 and encodes 720 amino acids. The record is from RefSeq and is a predicted model, not a curated record. Gene Ontology annotation, cellular component: cytoplasm. Lineage: Eukaryota; Metazoa; Chordata; Mammalia; Tubulidentata; Orycteropodidae.